Molecule: messenger RNA, 378 nt
Organism: Ustilaginoidea virens
Lineage: Eukaryota; Fungi; Ascomycota; Sordariomycetes; Hypocreales; Clavicipitaceae
Exons: 1
Coding region: 1-378 (125 amino acids)
Biological process (GO): negative regulation of apoptotic process; protein stabilization
Source: RefSeq, a predicted model, not a curated record
AUGACCGAAGAGCAAACUCACACAGCUCGCGAAGGAGCCACAGCCGGCGAUGUCGAAGACGAGUUCCAGCCCACCGCAAAAUCUGCCGAGGACCGCAAAGCCGCGUCGGCGCUUGCAUCCCUUGACGCCAGAGGCAACGACGAGCCGAGCAGCAAAGAGGUCGACAGUGAAGCCGUCAACAAGGCCAUGAAGAGCCUGAACGGUUCAAAGCCAUCUGCGGCACCAAAACCCGUGUCCGGCAAGAACGUCAAGAUUGAUGACGAGGAUGUCACGUUGCUUGUAAAUGAAUUGGAGUUAACGAAGCCGAAAGCUGUGGAGCUACUGAAGGCUCAUGAUGGAGAUGCUGUAAAGGCAAUGAGAUCGUGGGUUGAGGUCUGA